AUGACUUUAAUGACAAUUACAUCAUUUGUAUGUCUUCUGCUCAACAUUUCCUACAUAAUUGCUCUAUUGAUUGUGUGCGUAAGAAAACGAAACGUUGAAACAAUAAAAGAGAAAAAUGAGCAGUACAAACCAUCGGAAAAGCCAAAAAGCUCAAAAGAAAAUCGAAAGGAGCCUUUGGGCCCCUCCCCCUUAUCAAAUGCCGCGGUCACUAAAGAAGCUGCUGUUGUUGUUGCUGCUGGAGUACCUGCUAAACAAGUACUACAACGAAAUUCGACUGCAGCUAAUCAAAUGCAGCAAAAAAUUAAUGAUGGGAGCGAAGAUAGUUCAAGAGGUCACAAAGUCCUACAACUACCUUUUGUGGUAUUCUUCAGAGCAGCGGUGUAUCCUUAA
Cercopithifilaria johnstoni is the source of this 390-nucleotide messenger RNA. The record is from the annotation of a GenBank genome assembly. Lineage: Eukaryota; Metazoa; Nematoda; Chromadorea; Rhabditida; Onchocercidae.